AUGAUCUGCCAAGGAUUUUCUCAACUUCAAUGCCAUGUUUCGAUUGCAAUGAUUGAGAAAAAGUGCAAAAAUAUAGUGCUGUGCUUUGAUGGUACGCGGGAAAACUUCGGGCCACAGCCAAUAACUAACGUUUUGAAACUUUAUCAGAUGUUAGAUAAUAAUGAUGAUCGGGCACAAAUGUGUUAUUACCAGCCGGGUGUGGGGACUGAAGCGGACUUCGACCCUGUCACUGACGUUAGAAGAAAAUUCACUUCUUCUCAUUUUUCAAAUAUUACUGACGCAAUGUUUGCCUCGAGUGUUGAUCAUCAUAUUGUCGCAGGAUAUUUGUUUUUGAUGGAGCAUUUCGAGCCUGGCGAUCAAAUAUAUAUGUUUGGUUUUUCACGUGGAGCAUUCAUCGCUAGAGCACUGGCUGGCAUGAUUGAGCUUGUUGGUCUUCUCAAUCGUGGCCUUACUGGGAUGGUUAGUAUGGCUUGGAGGAUUUACGAGAAAUGGGAGUUCGCUGAGCAACCUGCGCAGCCAAACUAUAACAGCACAUUGGCUGAAGAGUUCAGAAGAACUUUCUCGCGAGGUUGCGAAAUAAGAGUGCGUUUUCAAGGAUUAUGGGACUCUGUCAAUUCUGUGGGGAUCUUGAGAGAUAGAUUGUUUCCUUGCACUCAAAGAAGUGGAAUUGUCGACCAUGUUAGACAUGCGGUCUCUCUAGAUGAAAGAAAGGGCAAGUUUAAGCAGCAAUCCUUCGCGCCAAGCCCUAACCAUAUUAAAGAUCAUUUUUGCGCUUAUGGUAGCUUGGAUGGCUCUCAAUCCAGCCACUCAACAAUCGAUUGUAGCCCCCCUUCAGGUGGGGCUAGUGCAUCAGAGUUUGCUGUAGCGAAAUUUAACAGUGAAAAUCCUUCCAAUGUGAUUCUGGCUUCUACUUUCGCACACCAAGGUGAUACCGGCACCUCAGUUAAGCAAAAGAGCAAACUAUUAGAAGAUUUCGCACCUGGCCCCUACGAUUCGGGUCAGGCAUCUAAAGAUAAAGCUAAAAGUACCUCCGGCAACGAAAUUAAGUCAAUCAGCGGGUCUCCAGCGGUCACACCAGAUCUUAUAGAGAAGUGGUUUCCUGGCGAUCAUUCUGACGUUGGAGGCGGCUGGAGUGCUGAUUGUGCAACAAGAGAAAACCUAUCGAACUUAUCAAUGCGUUGGAUGAUCGCCGAAGCUUUUAAACACGGAGUGAAAUUCAAACCUGACUCUAUACAUGAAUUUGCCUCCAAACAUACUACUAUUGGGUCUUUGUUCUCCUCGAUUCACGACAAGCUCAGCUUUAACCAUGGAAUCAUGCUUGGACCAUUAGAUGAUGAAAUAACAGAGGCAUGUUGGAACAGAACCUCUGACGCCGAUUCCUCGCUGGUUACUCCUUCAGUGACUGUAAGCUGGUUCACUAAGGUUUUGACGGAUCUUCGUGAUUAUAGGAGAGCUGAGAAGCUAAGCGACGAAGAGGUUGCUAGAGAGACCUACAGUUCCCAUUGUAGCAGGACCAGCAUGUUCGAAACCUUCCUAUGGUGGAUUUUGGAGUUUAUCCCCAUAGGCCUGAGAGUUGAGAACGAAGCUGGGAAAUGGAGAAAUGCUUACAUUCCAAAUCUAGGUAGACAUCGCUAUGUUCCCCUCGAUUGCGACAUGCAUUGGUCAAUAUUUUGGCGAAUAAAAUAUGACAAAAGGUACAGACCAACCAAUCUACCAACUUUUGCAAGAGAUCUACUAGAAGAGUUUGAAAAUAUUCAUGUGAGUUCUCCUACCGUGGCAAAUAUCAAUACCAUAGCUUCCCCAUUAAAGACAUACCCUCAUAGCCUCGAACAAAACAGCGUUCCCGAAGAACACAAUGAUGAUGCCCUAAGUGCAAUGCAGUCCCUACUACGCAAAGAAGACCUUGAAAGAAUUGCAGUGGAACGGACCGCUACAAAGAAUUACUUCAAAAUGAAAAAAGCAUUUCAUCAUUGGAGUUUGAGUUCCUGGAGAGAAUUUCCUGAUGAUUUAAAAGAUAUCCUAAAUGAAAAUCCAUCUUUGUAA
This is a messenger RNA of Torulaspora delbrueckii, 2043 nucleotides long. RefSeq lists its product as uncharacterized. Bases 1 to 2043 code for a protein of 680 amino acids. The transcript has a single exon. The record is from RefSeq and is a predicted model, not a curated record. NCBI's taxonomy places the organism in Eukaryota, Fungi, Ascomycota, Saccharomycetes, Saccharomycetales, Saccharomycetaceae.